AUGGAGACUGCGGAGAGUAAUCAGUACACAGCCGCAUCGCCUACAGCACUACGAGAGUCCAUCGAUGCUACGCCUCCAAACAUCUCUACUUCCAUGCAAUCCCACUUUACACCUGCAGGUCCUUCCUCGGAGCACGAGCUGUUUAUUCCCUCCCUAGAGGAGCGACAAGCCGGCGAGGAUGUUAUCAUGGCAGACAUGCUAACAGCAAUGCAGCUAGAUGGCAUGGAGCAGUGGACGGCCAUGGGCAUAGAAGCUGAUUCGGAAGCCAGAUCUAUCUCAUCUGAGCUGGACGAACAACAAACCGAAAGCCUUCAUGCUUCGGACAGGUCAGUUCAUAGCGACUCCUUGACAGCGACAGGCUUCGCAGAUGACGAGCGGACCGCGCAGCCCGAGGAGUACGCAGACGAUUUCGACUCGCUCGAGGAUUUUGAUAUUGACUUCAGCGGGCUUCUCCCAUCGGAUUUCCCUGAUUUCCCCUUCGAUGAUCUGAACAACGCCGACGACGAAAAAUGGGCAGAGAUGCUAAAAGAAGUCGACGCAUGGAAUAAAACACACAACGGCGCAGCCGAAGAAGACACUCACACCACCACCGCUCCCGGCGAACCCUUCACAUACGCCGUCGACCCCUUCACCCCAGAAAUCUGCAAAGCCGACCUAAUCCGCUGCCCCAUCCCCAUCCCUACACCAGAAACCGACAUCCUCGCCCACUUCUCCACAGAAUACGCGCGCUCAAUCCGUCUCCUCAAAGUAAAAUACCGGUGGUACCACACUUCCCCCUCAGACUGGCAAAAAGAAGUCACCACCCUAAUCUCCGGCAUCGACAACGCAUCCAACAACCUAGAACCCUGGCUACCAUUGCACAGAUGGCUCGUACUAUACCGUCGCCUCAUGCAAGGUGCGACGGCGCGUGAGCGCUACAAGACUAAGAAUUUCUUGCUGAAGAAGUUGGAGGCGAUGGCGAAGAUGCGGAUGGAGGAGAGUAAGGCGGCGGUUGUGGAGUUACUGCAGGCGAAGGGGAUGAAGAUGGCGCAUGGGGCGCUAUGUGGGAUGAAGCGUGCGGUUGAUGAGGAUUGUGAGAGGAGGGGGAGUUUGCUGCUGGGGACUAUUCCCGAGUUUACGAAUGAGCUUGUUGGGGGGUUUUCGGGGAGGUGGUCUUGGGUGGACUGA
Molecule: messenger RNA, 1167 nt
Organism: Alternaria conjuncta
Lineage: Eukaryota; Fungi; Ascomycota; Dothideomycetes; Pleosporales; Pleosporaceae
Exons: 3
Coding region: 1-1167 (388 amino acids)
Source: RefSeq, a predicted model, not a curated record